CGUCUGAGUCUCGGGUAUUAAUAUUUCGGAAAUUUAAUCAAAUUUCACUGUAAAUCAAAGAUUUUGAAAUCAAAAAUAGACUUUACAAUGAAUGUGAUACUGGCAGUAAAACAGUAUGUUUCGAAGAUGAUCGAAGAGGCCGGUCAAGGCAUGAAAGUGCUUCUGAUGGAUAAAGAUACGACAAGUUACGUCAGUAUGGUUUACGCUCAGUCAGAGAUUCUACAGAAAGAAGUCUACCUGUUUGAAAGAAUUGACUCGCCAAACAGAGAAAAUAUGAAACAUUUGAAGUGUAUAUGUCUUAUAAGACCUACCAGAGAGAAUAUUGAGCUACUGUGUCAUGAAUUGAAAAAUCCAAAAUAUUCGCUCUAUUUUAUUUAUUUUAGCAAUGUUGUGAGUAAAAGUGAUGUGAAGCUGCUAGCUGAAGCUGAUGACCAAGAACUUGUCCGUGAAGUCCAGGAAUUCUAUGGUGAUUAUAUUGCUAUUAGUCCACACAUGUUUUCAUUCAACCUUGUUGGUUGCUGUCAGGGUAUCACUUGGAAUCCAGCAGCACUCAAUAGAGUUUGCGCCGGAUUGACUGCAGUCUUGUUAUCGUUAAAGAAAUGUCCAAUGAUAAGGUAUCAGAAUUCAUCAGAAAUGGCAAAACGAUUGGCUGAGAAUGUUAGGCAAGUCAUAUCGAAAGACGCUGGUUUAUUUGAUUUCAGAAGAACUGAUGUUCCGCCGUUAGUGUUGAUUUUGGACAGAAAGGAUGACUGUGUUACACCAUUGUUAAACCAGUGGACAUAUCAAGCAAUGGUGCAUGAAUUAUUAGGUAUCAACAACAACAGAAUUGAUUUGUCAUCAGUUCCGGGAAUAACCAGAGACUUACAAGAAGUAGUACUUUCAUCUGAGCAUGAUGAAUUUUAUACAAAUAAUAUGUAUAUGAAUUUUGGUGAAAUUGGAACUAAUAUAAAAGAAUUGAUGGAUGACUUUCAGAGAAAAUCGCAGAGUCAAAAAAAGAUAGAAUCUAUUUCAGACAUGAAGGCAUUCGUUGAAAACUACCCCCAAUUCAAGAAGAUGUCUGGAACAGUAGCAAAGCAUGUGACUGUGGUUGGAGAGUUAUCACGACUUAUCGGUGCCAGAAAUCUAUUAGAAGUGUCAGAAUGUGAACAAGAGUUAGCUUGCCAGUCUGAUCACUCAGAGGCUUUAAGGAAAAUUCGUAAUGUACUAGCCAAUGAAAAGGUGUCUGAGUUGGAUACAUUUCGUUUAGUUGCCUUGUAUGCUCUGAGAUAUGAGAGACACAGUAAUAACGACCUAUCAGCAUUAAUGGAGGCUAUGGCUAGGAAGGGUAUGAGUGAAAAAUAUAGGCGGAUGAUAAAAUCCUUGUUAGAUUAUGGGGGAAAUCGAGCCAGAGGUAGUGAUUUAUUUGGAACUAAAAAUCCGAUCUCACAAGCCAGGAGAUUCUUUAAAGGUUUGAAGGGUGUUGAAAACAUUUAUACUCAGCACACUCCGCUGUUACAAGAGACAUUGGAUCAACUUAUCAAAGGAAAAUUAAAAGAAUCUAGUUUUCCAUAUCUCGGACCAAGCCAACUCAGAGACAGACCUCAAGACAUCAUUGUGUUUAUGAUUGGUGGUUCAACUUACGAGGAGGCGUUUUCUGUAUAUAAUUUAAAUAAAACCACUACAGGGGUGAGGAUUGUCCUUGGUGGCACCACAGUGCACAACUGCAAAAGUUUUCUGGAGGAGGUUUCCUUAGCAACACAGUCAUCAAUCGGAGGUAUGCCUAGGAGAACUCCUAGCACGAGCUCAAGAACAUCAAAUAAUCGACGGUUUUGA
Saccoglossus kowalevskii is the source of this 1812-nucleotide messenger RNA. Its product is annotated as vacuolar protein sorting-associated protein 45-like. Lineage: Eukaryota; Metazoa; Hemichordata; Enteropneusta; Harrimaniidae. The record is from RefSeq and is a predicted model, not a curated record. Gene Ontology annotation, biological process: vesicle-mediated transport.